Messenger RNA from Entrophospora sp. SA101, 1749 nucleotides. NCBI's taxonomy places the organism in Eukaryota, Fungi, Glomeromycota, Glomeromycetes, Entrophosporales, Entrophosporaceae. The record is from the annotation of a GenBank genome assembly.
AUGGCAAAAGUACUACGUUGGUUCGGAAAGAAUGGUAAACGAUACGACUAUAACAACGACGACGAUAAUAACCGCACAUCAUCACCAUCACAAUAUUUAAAAACUAGACAUAAGGUGGAAUGGAUUAAACAGCAUGAAACAUCGUCUCGUGGCAAUUCAUGGACGAACAGUAGAGAUUUUGGAUCGAUAAUGCAAUAUCGACAAGAAUUUGAUCAGUUUGCAUGGAAAAAACAUCAUAGUUUACCAAUUCCGCGUGAUAAACAUAGUUAUAAUAACAAUUAUAGUUAUCAUGAAAGUAAUAAUAACCAUAAUAAUAUUUAUAAUGUUUAUGAUGAGGAUGAUUACCAAAACAAUUCAUCACCUUUAUUGGAAGCUUCAAAAAAAGUCUUGACCCCUGCUAAAAUAAUUGUUGCUACUAAAGAAAAUUUAUCUAGAAAUAGUAGAUCUAGCAUUCAAUCAAUCCAAUUACACUCGAUUAAGCGUGAUACGAAAAGAUUUAGCGGUAAUAUUAACAUCAUUAACAAUAAUCAUAAUGCUAUUAAUGAUGAGAUUAAUCAAGAUAAAAUUGAAAUUAAAACCAUUAAAGAAGAUGAUGGUGUUGAUGAUAAUAAUCAUUCAUCGUCAUCGUCCAAUCAUGAAAAUCACAAUCACGUUCGAAAUAGAAAUUCGUCAAAUAGAAGUUCGAAUAUCCCAUCAUCAAAUACAUCAAAUAAAAGUCUGAAUGGUAUACCAUCAAGUACAUCAAAUAAUAGAAAUUCGUCAAGUAGAAACUCAUUAAAUAAGCAUUCAUUAAAUAGAGAUUCGAUAAGAUCAUCGAUAUCCGCAACAAGUUCAACGUCACAUCCAUCAUCUAGCAGCGCUAAAACUACCGGCAACGAAAGAAAAAAUAUAAUAUUAAAACGUAAUUUUGCAAGAUGUAAUACUUGUAGAAAAUCAAUGAUGGAAGAAAAGUGGGAUAAAAAAACUUAUCAAUAUGUUUGUUGCGGUGAAUGGGUGGUUGCUCUGAAACGACUUCACAACUCAAAAUACGUCACCACCGAUUUCUUUAAUGAGAUGAGUAUACAUUUGAGAAGUGAAAAUAAUAGCGGAAAUUAUUUUAUACGUUAUUAUGGUAUAACGCAAGACCCCAACACCAAAGAUUAUAUGAUAGUUGAACAAUUUGCUCGUAAUGGCAAUCUACAAUCAUACAUUAAGAAAAAUAGGAAAACUCUAACAUGGCAAAAAAGGUUGGAUAUUUUGUUUAGCGUAGCAACAGGAAUCAACAGGAUCCAUUCGAAAAAGAUGUUGCACAGGAACAUACAUAGUGGCAAUAUACUUAUACAUUCUUUAACUACCACUUUGGUGAGUGAUUUGGGUUUGAGUUCUCGGGCUGACAAAGGAACAUCUUCCACAAACAUAAAUGACAUAAGCGGAAGUCACAAAUCGACAACGUUGGAAUUACUUGAUGAUGGCGUUGCAGUUCAAUUCAACAAAGCCGAAGAAAUAUUUAAUAACAAUGUUGGCGGCCUAGAAGAGGAAGAAGAGGAAGUGGUUGAUCCUGGGGCAAUAUAUAUUAGUAGAUUUUUGAAAUUUUCUGAAUUACAAGAACCAACAAUUAUUUUCACCAGAACAAACGAUCCUAUCGAACAUUUAUCUGUAAAAAAUCAUAUUAUUCUAGAAACCCAAUUGUGUAAUCUUAAAUACGAAAUUUUACAAACUGAAAAUACUAAAGUCGCAGCUGAAGUUUAUGAAAUUUUAAAAUAUUUGUAA